CAAGUCAAAACAAAGACGUAGAUGACCCUAGGUCAACGGACAGAGAGAUCAUGUCGCAAGUCUCAACUGACUGUGGCUCAAUAACGGACCGGAGAGGGUAACCCCAUCCACGACGUGCUGGUUACGGGUACUCCGGGCAGUCCGGGCAGCACGACCUUCGCCCUUAUAACCCGGCGGCCCAAUCGCUUCUCGCGGAUAACGGAGGAGACGACAAACGGACGAGGGAGGCGGACCGAUACGCCGCCUUCGCCGGCUUCCCACCCACCUCUCCGAAACGCCACCAACCCCUCUCUCUUCCUCUAUCUCCUUUCCCCGAUAUAGAAACGCGAUGCUCCUCCCUGAAUUCUAAACCCGACCCUAGAAAUCUCUUCUCUUGCCACUUUCUCUCCUUUGGUGGAAUCGAAAUCGUCUCCUAGAUCUCCGGGAAGCGAUGAGUACGAGAAGGAAGCGGAACGGCCAUUUCCUCUGUUUCGGCGCCAUCGAUCCGCUGGAGAAGGAGGCGUCCGUGGAGACAGGAGAGAGCUCCACUGGAUCCUCUAGGAGGACGGAUGUUCUCGCGCCGGAGGCCCGCCGCCACCGACGGCGGCGGUUCGACCGCCGGUUUCUCGCGAAGAUCUUCAGAUCGGCGGUGUUUGUUUCCUCUCUGAAUCGAAGCGGGCGGAUGGCCUCUGAAGAUAAACCGGCGGCGGAAAUGAGCGGGAAAUCUUCGGACGGCAACGAUCGUACGGAGGACGCGAUCUUGUCCCCGUACUCGUCGUGGUCGUUGACGUCAUCGUCCGCCUCCUCUUCUUGCUUGUCCUCGGCGUCCUCUUCCUCGUUUCGAGAACCAGAGCCCAAACCGAAGCCGGAGCUCCGGAGGAAAAGGGCGUCGCCCAGGUCUAAAUCGAAGAAUCCCCUGCCACCGCCGCCGGCCAGGUAUUACGGUUCGGCCACCGGGAUCUUCCUCCUCCUCCUAAGCCUAUUGGUGAUGGUGUUCUGUGGACGCCUCUACGCGAUCCUGUGGACGUCGUCGUUGCUAUGCCUCGUUCCUCGACGGAAAUCCGACGCCGGAUUGGCGGUGGAGAACCCCACUGCGGUGGGGCCGCCGGGGCUCCGGCGGAACGAGGUGGAGGAAGACGAGAAGAAAAGGGUCGUCUUGGAGGGACUGCUGGAAAGAAAUCGAAGGGUUUGAAAAAACAAAAUUAAAAAAGAAAGAAAGAAAAAGCAAUUAUAGAAAUAGUGGGAUUUUGGAGAUAUUUGAAUUUUGUUGGCAGUUAAUUUUGGCGUGCGGGAACGCGUUUGCUGUCGGAUACUUUUUGCUGUAUGGAUCGAAGCCGGUCGUGAUGCUGUCUCAGUGAUUUUGGUGUACCUUUUUCUUUUUUCAAGUAAAGAAAAUGAGAAGAGAAAGAUACUAUGUUUAAAGAACAAGGGUAACUAUGAUAUCUUUCUAGAUCCUGUUCUUUCGGACAUUUGCAUAUUUGAUGUACAUUUAAAACUUAUCUCUGCCUUUAUUAUUUUUAAGUUUUUAUUGCCUCUUAAA
Elaeis guineensis (African oil palm) is the source of this 1519-nucleotide messenger RNA. RefSeq lists its product as uncharacterized. The record is from RefSeq and is a predicted model, not a curated record. Lineage: Eukaryota; Viridiplantae; Streptophyta; Magnoliopsida; Arecales; Arecaceae.